ACACAUUCAAGGAAGAGGAACUCACAAGUCUUCAGCCAAAAAGAAGAUCACAAAAGCUGAAAGCAACAAUGACUUCCGAAAGUGCCUUGCCUGUGGAUUCUUCAAAGUGGGAUAAAAGUUGUAUAACUUGUUCCAUCUGCACAGAGAUUUUCACUGAGCCUGUCACAACUCACUGUGGUCACUCUUUCUGCCGGGAGUGUCUAAAGAGAGCCAUUGACAACGGUAUCAGCGAAUGUUCUCUGUGCAAGGGGAAACUGGAAAUUCCUCCACAAGUGAACAUCAUUCUGAGAGAUAUCAUCUCUCAGAUCAAAAGCAGCCUGGAUCAGAAAGCAGACGAGUGUAAACCUGGUGAAGUAGCAUGCGACAUUUGCACCGAACGCAAGAUAAAGGCAGAGAAGUCUUGCCUUGUGUGCCUCUCUUCGUACUGCUCCGCCCACCUGGAGAGUCACUUGAAGACAAAGAGGCUGAAGGGUCACAAGCUGGUGGAACCUGUGGAGAACUUGGACGAGAGGGCCUGUGCUAAACACUGGCGCCCCCUGGAGCUGUUCAGUAGAGGGGAACAGAAAUGCAUCUGUACGCUGUGCAUGAAAGAAGGUUUGGAGGACGUGGUGUCCAUCGAAGAAGAGUGGAGCAAGAAAAAGGCUGAGAUUGAACAAGUCAAAACAGAACUCGGAGAAAAAGUGAAGAGCAGACAAAAAAACGUGGAGGACAUUAAUAAAUCCAGAGAUUUCUGCAAGAAUGCACUGGAAGAAGAGUUUUUUGAUGUUGAGGAAGUAUUUACAGCAACACUCGAUUUGGUUGAGCAGACCCAGAAAAAAGUGCUCCAGCCGAUGGUGGACCGGAGGCAGGUUCUGGAGAAGGAAGCCAAAGCCAUCACUGAUGACUUUGAUGCGGACAUCUGUCGACUCCAGAAGGCCAUUUCCGACCUGGACAAAGUUUAUUCCCUUGAGGAUCCCAUUCACUUCCUCCAGACCUAUCCGUCGCUUCAAGACCUGGAAAGCAUUGAAGGGGACAUCAAGGUGUCCUACGAUAUGUCACUGUGUUUUGGGAGCAUGAGGAAAACCACAAUGAUGAUGCAGAAACAGAUCGAAAAGGAAAUGGAGCGGUUGACGGCCAUUGAACUGAAACGACUUCCAGCAUUUGCAGUGGACGUGCGGCUGGACCCGGAGUCAGCACACAAACACCUGCUUCUGUCUGAGGACGGACAGCAAGUGCAAGACAGCGGAGAGGAACAAGACAGAGCAGACAGUCCAGAGAGAUUUGAUCUGUUUGCCAGCGUGCUGGGCGUCAACACACUGUCGGGCGGGAAGGCGUACUGGGAAGUGGAUGUCGGUGACAAGACAGGGUGGGAUCUGGGUGUGACAAGUGUCAAAGCAAAACGUAAGGGGAAACUAUCACUCAGUCCAGCCAACGGCUACUGGGUCAUCGUUCACUACGAAGGGAAUAAGUUUGCCGCCAUGACAGACCCGCCAGCACUCCUCAACGUGAAGCAGAAGCCAGCAAGAGUGGGAGUGUUUGUGGAUCACGACGACGGACUGGUGUCCUUCUACAAUCUGACGGACAAAUCUCACAUCUUCACCUUUGAUGAGUGUUCCUUCUCUGAGCAGCUGCUGCCAUAUCUCAGUCCUCAUUUGAAGCAGGGCGAGAAAAACUCUGCCCCACUGAAAAUCUGUGCUGGCGGUCACGACAAGCAGAGCCAAGAGUCUUCGAAAGAAGUGCAAGAAAUGUCCCAUAAGACUCUUCAAAUUUGUCACUGUGGGUGGUCCAGUGUGACAACUUAUCACGGGCUGAGAACUCAUCAGGGGAAAAAAGGAUGCACACCAAAGGGACAAACAAUCCCACAACACGAAUAUUCAAGCCACUGCUUCACCUCUUCAAGCUGGAACUCUCCAAGGCAGGGGUUGAGCACGGGGGUGGCUUAUGAUGAUAAGCCUCGUAUGACUCCAUCAGUGCCUGGAAUCUUUCAGUCUUCAGUUGCUACUCUCAGUGGAAUGUAUGGGGAUGGCAUGAUGAGCAGUAGUGAACAGUACGCAGUGCUGAAUAGCGGUGGCAAUAAGGGUAGAGAACAAACAUGGGACAGCAAAAGCGCGCCUUCACCUUCAAGGAAUGUGUCAGCGUCUUUGAUCCACAUCGAGGAGCCACUGCUGGAUCCUUCCACUAACCUCAUAGAGGACCAAUACAAAGAAGUGAGCAUCAUGGAUCCGAUGACUCAGCUCGGUGUGAAGGGAAACGUCCCACCAUCAACAGCCUUGCCCAGAAUGAGUCUGAGCCUCAUUCAGAGUCAACACUUGGAAUGUCUCCAGCAGAGCAGCGGACUGCUUCCAAGUGUUGCCAGUCAACAAGAGAAACAUUCCAUCAGUUUUACUCCACUUUACCCUGCUAUUGCAGAUGAGGCUUUGAUUCAAAUGCUCAGAGGAAUGAAACAACCUGACGACCUCGGCAAGAUUCCUCCUCCCCAGAUGUAUUACAUACCACAGCAACAGAUGUCUCAUUUUAAUGCACCUAGCACCCACACAGUUGCUCCAACCAGAGCCGCCAUAACAGCGACAGACAGCACAGCAGACUUGGCAAUCACGGACAAGAGAACUCUUCAAGAGAUGAUGGGAAAUCCUUCAAACUCAAGCGGAAAUUCCAGAGGCGACUUGAACAAUUUUCCAAGUCAACAGACAUCUAGACCACUGACUGAAGACCCAAGUAAAACACAGUUGCUGUUGGCAAAAGAUCCAGGUGGUUCAUCAACCGCAAACAAUACAGAAGGUGAAACACUUUUUCAAACUCCACAAGGAGAUCAAAAAAGUGUCAGUGCUGCUGAAGGACCUCGCAGGAGACUGGACUUUUCUGCUGACAAGGCAACGGUUGCAGAGGAAUUGGGCAACACCACAGCAAUUAAAGCUGAUGACGCCGCGCUUGAUGUGAGAGAAAAAGAAAAUCAAAGAACUGCUCAAAAAAUGUUGAAGACCAGGCAAGACCAGAUGAGGACCUUCUUAGAAGUUGAGACUCGCGCAAGAGAGAAAAGGCUGGCUGAGGUCAAAUCUUCUGUGAAAGAUUGUGCAAAGCGUUUGGCAGAUGAGUGGUUGGAGAUCGACCUGGUGUUCUUGGAAGUGAUGAAGACCGUGGAGGACACAUGGCAGAAAGCUCUUCAGCCUUUGGAACAACGGAGACUGGACAUGGAAAAAGAAGCUUCAGCCGUGGUCCAGAAGUUAGAAAGUGACAUAGGGAGUUUUAAAAGACAGAUGAAGGAAAUGGAGCAAAACCCGAGCGUUCAGGUCCCAUCCCUGAAGACUGUGGACAGAUCUAAAGACUGGAAAAAACUGUCCGUCAACAUGAGCAGCAGCUUUGGGAGCCUGAGAACUUCAACAUCAUCAAUGGUGGAUGAAAUAAACCAGAAAUUAGAAAAGCUGUCUGUUGUCGAACUCAAGAGGAUACCCACAUUUGCAGUGAAUGUGAUGCUGGACCCGGAGACCGCACACAGUUGUCUGGUUGUUUCUCCAGAUGGCAGGAAUGUGAAAGACGGAGGAAACAGACAAGAAGGAGCUGAUUCACCAAAGAAGUUCAGUCUCUUCGGCAGCGUUUUGGCAUCAAACACAUUCACCUCCGGCAGGUGCUACUGGGAGGUGGAGGUCACCAAUAAGACGGGCUGGGACCUUGGGGUAGCUUCAGGCAAGGCUAAUCGUAAGGGAAAGAUCAACCUUCAUUCCGGUAAUGGCUACUGGGUAAUAGUGCACUACGAAGGCAGCAAGUACGCAGCUCUGUCAGUUCCAGCCACCAGUCUUUCCCUCAAGUCCAAACCUGACCGAGUAGGAGUGUUUGUGGACUACGAAGACGGUCUUGUGUCCUUCUACAAUGUCACUGAUCAGUCCCAUAUCUACUCCUACACGGGAUGUGCCUUCAGUGAAGAGAUUCAUCCAUAUUUCAGUCCUCACCUUCGACAAAAUGAGAUGAAUGCAGAGCCCCUGGUUAUCUGCCCUGUGAAAAAGUUGCAUUGAGCAGAAAUCUUUCGUGUGUUUGAAGUGUGAAUGGAAGCUGAUUUUAGAUUGUUAUAUGCAUUUUCUGCUGUGAGAAAUUAUAGUAAUAAGUUCACAGUGGUCCGGAUAACAAAUUUUCUUCUUUUUUUUGUCAAUAUUUGUUUCCAUCAAGAUUAAUGGUCUUAUUGUAGAUGAUCUCAACUGUCAUGUUGACAUUUUAUCUUUUGUUAUGUUUUGACCUGAAAGAAAACAAGUGUUUUGCACCAGAUCCAUUGGUUAAAAGCUUCUCACAUUUUUGGAAAUUGCACUGUUUGAGCAUGCUUGUCUCUCAGUUGUAUCUUUGUAAAUGUGUUUGCAGUGUGCUGCAUAUUCCCGUUAUCCCAUAUUACCAUGACUCUAUUCAUGUCAACAUGUAUUUUACAUUCUGUCCUCAUAGACGCAAUAAAAUAAGA
This is a messenger RNA of Synchiropus splendidus (mandarinfish), 4417 nucleotides long. RefSeq lists its product as uncharacterized. Gene Ontology annotation, molecular function: metal ion binding; protein binding. The record is from RefSeq and is a predicted model, not a curated record. Lineage: Eukaryota; Metazoa; Chordata; Actinopteri; Syngnathiformes; Callionymidae. The transcript has 24 exons. The coding region runs from base 69 to 3986 and encodes 1305 amino acids.